Messenger RNA from Microplitis demolitor, 1218 nucleotides. It is a transcript of the gene Josd, whose product is annotated as josephin-2. The record is from RefSeq and is a predicted model, not a curated record. Lineage: Eukaryota; Metazoa; Arthropoda; Insecta; Hymenoptera; Braconidae. Gene Ontology annotation, molecular function: cysteine-type deubiquitinase activity. The coding region runs from base 182 to 967 and encodes 261 amino acids. Gene Ontology annotation, biological process: protein deubiquitination. The transcript has 4 exons.
UAGCGUAGUAUUAUGAUUAUAAUUAAACAUUUAAAUGCAUAAUCGUAUUUAUUCAAUUGUUAUCACUCAACAUAUUUAACUAACAAUGUUAAUAAUAAAUUAUGAUAAAAAAGAAGUAAAGAAAAAAGAAUGUUAAAUUAAAAGUGAAAAGUGAAAAUUAUACAAGUGAAAGAUUAUUGUUAUGGUGAGAACAGUAGAAGAAGAAGAAGAGGAAGACGAAGAAGAAGAAGAAAAAAAAUCGGAGAUGACAGGAGUUAUAUAUCAUGAAAGACAGGUAAAGGAGAUGUGCGCUUUACAUGCACUUAAUAAUUUAUUCCAAGAGAGAGGAUUUAGUAAACAAGAGCUUGAUCAAAUAUGUUAUGGAUUAAGUCCAGAUGUGUGGAUUAAUCCUCAUAAAUCAUUACUUGGUCUUGGAAAUUAUGAUAUUAAUGUUAUUAUGGCAGCUUUGCAAAAAAAAGGCUAUGAAGCUAUUUGGUUUGAUAAACGCAGAGAUUUAAAUAGCCUUAAUUUAAAUAAUAUUGAUGGAUUUAUUCUUAAUGUUCCAACAGAAUAUAAAUUUGGAUUUGUAUUUUUACCAUUAAAAAAACGUCAUUGGAUAGCUUUGCGUAAAAUAAAAGGUGCCUUUUAUAAUCUUGAUUCAAAGCUUGAUUCACCGGUAUUAAUUGGUAAAAAUAAUGAAUUAAUAGCAUAUCUUAAGGACCAAAUACUGAGUAAAGAAAAAGAAUUAUUUAUUGUUGUUGAACGAGAAAUUGCCAAUAAUCAAGAUUGGUUAAUUAAAUUAAACGUUAAUAAUAUUAAUUCUCAUUCUCAUUCUCUUAAAUUUAUUGAAAAUAAUGAUAAUGGUGAAAAUAAAAAAUAUUCUCAUAAAGAUAACAACGAUGAAAAUAACGAUCGGUAUACUAAAGAAUCUGAUAAUACUAUUAAUUUUAAUAUUGAUAAUAAAAUUGAAUUUAAAAAUAAUGACUAAAGUUAAAUAUAAUAAAAUAAUAGUACUUACAAGGUUUAAGGAUAUAAAAAACCAAUCAUAUUAUUUUAUUUAUUUUUAAAAAAAUUUUUUUUAUUAUUCAAAUAUGCAACGUUUCAUCAGCAUUUGAUUAUUUGAAUAAUAAAGAAAAAUACAUAACAUAAUGAUAUAACUGAUUUUUGAUAUUCUGAAACCUUGUAAUAUCAUUUUAUAUUGGACCUGAAAUUAAUAAUGCAAGUGUUAUGUAUAUUGAU